Myotis brandtii (Brandt's bat) is the source of this 3142-nucleotide messenger RNA. RefSeq names its product prominin 1 (gene PROM1). Lineage: Eukaryota; Metazoa; Chordata; Mammalia; Chiroptera; Vespertilionidae. Bases 10 to 2304 code for a protein of 764 amino acids. The record is from RefSeq and is a predicted model, not a curated record. Gene Ontology annotation, molecular function: cholesterol binding. The transcript has 24 exons. Gene Ontology annotation, cellular component: apical plasma membrane; cilium; microvillus.
GAACUCUCAAUGGAUUAUGGGAAGGUCGUCCAGUAUGAGAUCGGGAUUAUUUUCUGGGCCGUCCUGGGACUGCUCUUUGUCAUCCUCAUGCCGCUGGUGGGGCUCUGCUUCGGUCUGUGCCGCUGCUUCAACAAGUGCGGCGGAGAAAUGCACCAGCGACAGAGGACGGACGGGCUCUUCCGGAGGAAAUGCUACGCCCUCGCCCUCCUGGUCCUCUGUGUGCUUAUGAGCAUUGGUAUCAUCUAUGGUUUCAUGGCAAACCACUACCUCAGGACUCACAUCAGAAAGGCCCGGACACUGGCCGAAAGCAAUUUCAGAGACCUGAGGACUCUCCAGAAUGUGACUGUACCGCAAAUUAACUACGUGCUAGACCAGUACACCACCACAAAGAAAAAGGCCGUCUCAGAUCUGGACAAUAUUAAGACCUUGCUAGGAGGCGACAUUCAGGAACAUGUAAAACUUAAAACGUUCCCCGUUCUUGAUGACGUCGAGGCCAUGGCAGAAGAGAUCAGAGACACCAAAGUACUCCUGGUGUCCGUGAACAAAAACUUAUGGGAGUUAAAGAAAUCACCCGAAGAGAUCUACAAAGGCCUGCGGGAUGUGAAAAGAGACCUGGAGCAGUCCCUCAAGGACCCCGUGUGCUCCGAACCCACCCAGCGUGCCAGGUGCAACUCCAUCAGAAUGUCUCUGGACCAGCUGGACAACAACACCUACCUGGGCCAGCUCAGAUUGUUGGAUAACGAAAUUAAUCACGUCAAUGGUGUUCUUCAGACAAAUCUAUCCAGCCUGGUCCAAAUGAGCUAUCAAUCCAUUAAUAAUAUACCCGAGAGAGUGCAAAAACAAACCACGGAAAUACCACCAGCUUCCCCUGAAUGCAUGACUGAGGUGUUUUUGUUUCCAGCUGUCAAAAGGACCUUGAAUUACAUUGGUUUAAAUAUCAAAAUGAUAGCACAAAAGGUUCCCAUUCAGGAAAAGCUGUCAGUUUUCUUGGAUCCCAUCGAUAACUUUGAAAGUAACAUCUACCGGGAAUUGCCUAGGGUGGAAAAAUAUGAGUCAUACAGGUGGCUGAGUUGCUUGAUUAUCUGCUGUUUUCUGACUCUCAUCAUGAUUUUUUAUUACCUGGGCUUGUUGUGUGGCGUGUUUGGCUAUAAACAGAAUGCCACCCCAAUCACACGAGGCUGCGUCUCAAACACCGGAGGCACCUUCCUCAUGGUUGGGGUUGGAGUUAGUUUCUUCUUUUGUUGGAUAUCGAUGCUCUUUGUGGUUCUUACUUUUGUCAUUGGUGUAAACAUGGAAAAAUUGGUCUGUGAACCUUACCAAAACAGGAAGUUAUUCCAGAUUAUGGACACACCAUAUUUACUAAAUGAGAAUUGGAAAUGCUAUCUCUCUGGCAAGAUACUUAACAAUAUGGAUAUUAAUCUCACUAUUGAACAAGUUUACAGUGACUGCAAAGACAACAAAGGCAUCUACACUGCCCUGCAGCUGGAGAAUGUCUACAAUGUCAGUAAGCAUCUCACCAUUGAGGAGCACAUUAGAUACAUGAACAAUGAAUUUGAAAAGAUUAACGUGAACCUUGAUGACAUUAUCCUCAAAGAAGAAGGAAAAAGAAACCUUCUGGAUUUCAGUGACUCGGGAGUGGAGCAAAUCGAUUAUGACACUUACUUGGCUGAGACAGGUAAAUCGUUAACCAAAGUGAAUCUCUUAACAUAUGCAAGUGGUUUAAAAGAACACGCCGACAAGUUGCCCCCCGGAGUCUUAAAAGAGUCCCUGACAAGGAACGUAAUCAAGAUCAAAGACAUUCACAAUAUCAAGGCCCUGCCUUUGGAACUACAACUGAAAGAACUACACCAUCAAAUUCAGGAGCUUCAACAAAGAGGCAGUGGAUUGAAGGUGAAAGUGACCAAUAUUCUUGACGCUUUGGAUUCUUCUCAGAAAUUCAUCACAAACGAUCUUCCAUCUAUUAUUAUUGAAGAAAGUAAGGAGUAUGCAGAUAUAAUCGUUUCAUAUUUUCAAUAUUAUCUGAACUGGGCGAAGAUCGCUAUCAUGGAGGAAAUCUCAGCCUGCAAACCUGUGGCCACUGCUUUCGAUUCUGCUUUUGACGUCUUUCUGUGCAACUACGUUACCAAACCCAUGAAUUUGUUUUGGUUUGGCAUAGGAAAAGCUACCAUACUGCUACUUCCGGCUAUAAUUAUUGCUGUGAAGCUAGCCAAGUACUAUCGGAGGAUGGACUCGGAGGAUGUCUACGAAGAUGAUGAAAAUAUACCCAUGAAAAAUAUGUACAGGUCAGCCUCUAACCCUCUAUGAGCAAAGCUGGUGAACAGAUCCAACUGCACGGUUCUCGGUCUGCAGCGUCUCCAAGUAUUGGAAGAGAAACCGCCCUUUAGGAGUUUACAGAUUCGGUGGUAGCGUCCGAAACAUGCCCUCAUGGGCCCAGGGCACAAAGUGUGCCCCUGCUUUCCACCUUUCGAAGUGGGGCUUUCACCAUCUGAGUCUUCCCUAAGAGUUUAAAUGUGUAACACAUUCAUUCAUUUUCAGUUUAGCCUUUGGAACCAGACAUGAAUUUUGUCACAUUUCAUUGCACAGAAAGUUAGACUUGUAGUUGGAAGAAGUUCACAAAUAGCAGAUAUGAGUGUGAACAAUAAAAGAAUGGUUUCCAAAAUAUGACUCCAAUCUUGUUAUUGAAAAAAACCCUUCUUAUUUCAAUAUCUUCUUCUUGAAAAAAUAGUUACCAUUUAAGGCACUGUAUUAUUUUUUUAGGGUGGCUAUAACAAAGUGUAUAAAAUGAGUGGCUUAAAGCAACAGGAAUGCAUUCUCUCUUGGUUAUGGAGAUCUGAAGUCUGAAAUCAACAUGCGAUCAGAGUUGGUUUCCCCUAGAGGGCCCAAGGGAAUCCAUGCCCGUCUCUGAGAGUCUGAUGAUUGCAGGCAGUCCAUGGCGUUCCUUGGCUUGUGGACUUAGCACUCUGAUUUCUGCCUCUCCCUUCACAUUUGUUUCUUAUGAAGGCCCUGUGCCUUUCACCUGCCCCCUCAUAUAAUCCUCAGCACAUCUCUAUGAGGUCAGCAGUUGUAUUCCUAUUGAUAAACUAAGUGCCUGAAGCUGACAGAGGCGAGUGAUCCAACAUCACACAGCCCUUAAGUGUCCAGG